Molecule: messenger RNA, 1737 nt
Organism: Dendroctonus ponderosae (mountain pine beetle)
Lineage: Eukaryota; Metazoa; Arthropoda; Insecta; Coleoptera; Curculionidae
Product: juvenile hormone esterase
Exons: 11
Coding region: 47-1705 (552 amino acids)
Source: RefSeq, a predicted model, not a curated record
AGUAUUUAAACGAAUCGCCUGCGAAAUAUAUGCACAAGUGCUAAAUAUGUUCUGGUUGCUACUUGUGGGUUUUUUUGCGGUGUUGGAGUGCACGGCUGGAGACAUUCUGGUCACGACUCCCAAAGGAACAGUGCGAGGCAGGUCGCUGCUGAGUCCAGCAAACCGGACUUUCUAUGGAUUCACUGGAAUUCCUUUUGCCAAGCCGCCAGUAGGCGAGCUGCGUUUUCAAGCUCCAGUUGAAGCAGAUCCUUGGGAAGAAAUCAUCGACGCAAUUGCGGAUCCCGAUAAGUGCUUCCAAGUGAACAGCGAUUCCGACACGGAAAACGAAAAUUGUUUGUACGUGAAUGUUUUCACUCCGCAGCUGGAAUUGGCCGACAGCAUCACAAAACUGCCAGUGGUUCUAGGAAUCUAUGGAGGAUCCUUCCGCAGCGGAUCUGCUGGAUAUGGGCGUGGCGGACCUGAUUGGUUCAUUGAAAGAGACAUUGUGGUAGUGAACUUCAACUAUCGAGUGGGACCCUUUGGGUUCCUGUCCACUGGAGACACAGUGAUUCCUGGCAAUGCGGGCCUUAAGGACCAACAGCUGGCCCUGCAAUGGACCUACGAAAAUAUCGAGCUGUUUGGAGGCAACAAGAGCCACAUCACCUUGCAGGGACAAAGUGCUGGCGGAGCUUCCGUUACUUAUCAACUUUUGAAUCAGAAAUCGGCCGGCAUGGUAAAGCAUGCUUUGGUUGAAAGUGGGUCAGCGCUCUGCCCGUGGGCCUGGACAAGGGACAACUUGCCCUACACUAUCAGAUUGGCCAAAACUGUUAAUGAUGGCGUUGCUCUUACCAACACGUCCACAGCGUUUCUUCUGGAGUUUCUUCAAAGUGCUACCGCUCGCCAAGUGGAUGCUGCUUCAGCAGCUUUGUAUUCUUCAGGUAUUCCUUUGCCUACCUUGGAACCGGAGCAUGAGGGGGCGUUCAUCACUCAACCAAUGUACGAGUUGGUGGAGGCUGGGGAUGUUGUGAAAGUGCCCCUUUUCAUCGGCAUUAAUUCAGAGGAAUAUAUUGGCAAAGCUGCAAAUAUCCCAAGUCUGCAGGUAGAGGCUCAGGGCUACGACCAAAAGCCUCUUUCCAUCGUUCCAUGGCAAUUCGACGAAGAAUCCGAGGAAAACAGACUGGCAAUAGCCAAUCUAAUCAAGGGAGCUUACGUGGGAGAGGACACUUUUGCACAAAAGCUGGGCUCAACUGUUUCAUACGACAGUGACUCAGUUUUCACAAAAUCCAUCAUCAGGUUCGCGGAACUCUACGCCAAAUACAGCCCAGUGUACUUUUAUCAGUUCUCCUAUAAAGGUGAAAUGGGGAUUUAUCAGUAUUCUAUUGAAGGUGCCGAUAAUGUUGCGCAUGGAGAAGAAUCCCAUUAUUUAUCCAUAACGAAGGCGGGGUCUUUCGACAAUACGAAGUAUGACAAUUUUCCAGCCAGCGAUGUAAUCACGCAUUGGAGGCUCAUUGAAUUGUGGUCCAACUUCUACAAAUAUGGAAAUCCCACUCCAGAGCCCGUGGAAUUGCUCUCCAACUUAAUUUGGCCCGUCGUCUCUGAAGAUAACUUUGUCUACUUGAAUAUCAACGAAACGUUGGAACUGAAAGACACCCCAAAGUCGCCACGUUACAACGCUUGGAGAAGCGCAUUCAAUAAUUACGGCCAACGUCCCUUUAUUGUUUAUUAAUUACUGAAAUAAAAAAUUGAUAAAAAAAUAAA